Molecule: messenger RNA, 1310 nt
Organism: Neurospora crassa OR74A
Lineage: Eukaryota; Fungi; Ascomycota; Sordariomycetes; Sordariales; Sordariaceae
Exons: 6
Coding region: 1-1158 (385 amino acids)
Source: RefSeq, a predicted model, not a curated record
AUGCAUCAAACACAUAUUGUUUCGGCGCUAUUAGUCAAGAACGUGCAUCAGGCCAUCAGGAAGCACUGUGAUGGUGAUUUGGGUCUUGGCAACAAUGUGGAUGCCCGCUACUUACUUCUCAAUGACGACAAGCUCGAAGACGGCAUCGAAAUCGCGACAAUCUCCAUCUUCGUUUGUGCCGAUUGCUUCAAAGGAACCCUCCGCGGCGACGUCAUCCCUACCGGCCACGAGGAUGUCAUCCACGGACUUCCCACAUACAUCGCGACCCCAAAGUGGAAGCCCUGGGUAAAACCGCUAGGCACGGUGGUCCUCAUCACCAAUGCCUCUGGGCAGUCCGUCUGCAACACACGCGCCCUCGCCAAUUCAUAUGCCCGGCGUGUUCUCUGCAUUGUGUACGUUCCUGACUUCAUGGACGGCAAAGCUAUUUCCCUCUGGCUCAUGGCCUCGUUCGAGUCCAAACCCGAUCCCAACUCUCCCUGGAUCUUCCGUAUCCUUUGGCCGCGUGUGCGAUCCUUUCUGGCUGCCGUGCGAAAGACACCGACGGCGAAUGGUGAACCUCCGAAAGUCGGCGUUGCUGGGUUUUUCUGGGGUGGGCCCUAUGCUGUCGGCCUCACCAAUACUCAGAAUCCCGUCAACUGGUUGCCGAGGCAUAUCCAUGAGGUACAGCUGCCGCUCAGCCUGGCGAACGGGGAGAACGAUUCAUCUAUGGGACAGGAGAAGAUGAAGGAGGUGAUGAGCAUUCUAAGAGACAAGAAUAAAGCGCAAGUGAAGGAGGCAGAGGGGGCGGAUAGGCCGGUUAUACCGAAUGCGCAUGAGGCUCUGGUGUAUCCGGGAGCCAAGCAUGGGUUCGCUGUGAGAGGAGAUCGGGAGCACCCGUUGCAGAAAGAGAGGGGAGAUCAGUCUGAGGAUCAGGCUGUACGUUGGUUUCCAUUCAAUACGGUAUGCCACGGGAGCUUUCCAGGAUUGUUGUCAAAGGUGGCUCAAGAGGACCGAGUUCUUGAGAUGAACCUGUGGUCGGCGCGGCGGCUGUUUGGUGAGUGGUGCCUGUUCCUUCCACUCUACGUCCGACACUGCCACGUGUUUGUGCCUGGGAUAUCUGGGGACCGUUUCCACGGUACCGGGAGGCUCUGCGCCGUCUCAGCGCCGCGGGUCCUGUAGCUCUUCGCGGACCUUCCACUUCCCAUUCACUUCGUGUUGUCCAGUUGGUGCAACCUGGAAGCAGGGUGCAAUGUGAAUGCUCCAACAAAGUUAGGCAGUAACCAUCUCCCUUGAAGCUACCCUAGGUAGAGAUCAACAUCAUAAUACAUCUC